Messenger RNA from Cannabis sativa, 1767 nucleotides. Its product is annotated as probable glycosyltransferase At3g07620. Bases 239 to 1669 code for a protein of 476 amino acids. The record is from RefSeq and is a predicted model, not a curated record. Gene Ontology annotation, molecular function: glycosyltransferase activity. NCBI's taxonomy places the organism in Eukaryota, Viridiplantae, Streptophyta, Magnoliopsida, Rosales, Cannabaceae. The transcript is spliced from 4 exons.
CCUUCAAGUAAUUACACAUAGGUUAAGAUUAUUUCUUUUACCGACCAUGUAUUAAAUACUAAAGUAGGUUAGAUAAAAGUCUGAGGUGUUAGGCUGAGAUAGUACAGAAAUAAAUUCCUUGAACUAAUCUUAAUUUGGCACAAUGAUAACACCACAAAUGAGUGAGUUUCUUCUACUUCUAAUCUUUAUGACUUAUGAGACAAAAUUAAGAGAACCAAGAAAAGUAAGAAAAUAAGAGAUGGAAAAUGUAAACAAAAGCUUAUAUCGAGAUGGUGUUGUGUUGGGUAUGGCUUCCUUGUUUGUGAUAUCUGCCAUUGUUGUAUCAAAGGGAUCUUACAAAAACAUGGCAUGGUCUAACAUCCACACGGCCACUACUCCAUUGCCACAGACGACUCAUAUCACAACUCCUACUUACAUGAAACAAAGAAAGGUUAAGGGAUCACAAAAUUUGGAAAUAAAUAACAGAACAAAAAGAGACAGAGAUGUAAAGUUGGAGAUGGUUGAAGGUGAUCUUACUACAGCCAGAGCGUUAAUAAGGGAAGCGAUUUCUAAGAAAUUUGUUAACCAAACUAAUUAUCCUCUUCAAGAUUCAGAUUAUGUUCCUGUAGGAGAAAUUUACAGGAAUCCUUAUGCCUUCCAAUGGAGUUACCUUCUGAUGGAGAAACUGUUUAAAAUAUUUGUGUAUGAAGAAGGAGAGCCCCCAAUAUUUCACAAUGGGCCUUGCAAGAACAUAUACUCCACUGAAGGAGUUUUCCUUAGUUUGAUGGAGAAGGAGACUCAUUUCAGAACUUGGGAUGCUGAUAAAGCCCACGUGUAUUUCCUACCCUUCAGCGUGGCCAUGAUUGUGGAAUACCUAUUUGAUCCCAUUAUACGUGACAAAGCUGUCCUUGAACGCACUGUUGCUGAUUAUGUUCACAUCAUUUCUCACAAGUACCCUUUUUGGAAUAGAAGCCUUGGAGCUGACCAUUUCAUACUUUCAUGCCAUGAUUGGGGUCCAAGAGCAACUUGGUAUGUGCACGAGCUAUAUUACAAUGCAAUCAGAGUACUUUGCAAUGCAAAUAUCUCCGAGCAUUUCAACCCCAAAAAAGAUGCAUCAUUCCCAGAAAUCAACCUCAAAUCAGGAGAAAUCAGAGGCCUCACGGGAGGCCUCCCACUCUCCGAGCGUAAACUCCUUGGAUUCUUCGCAGGUGGGUGCCAUGGCCGAAUAAGACCGGCGUUGCUGCAACAUUGGAAAGACAAAGAUGAAGAAUUGCAAGUGUACGAGUCUCUGCCUGAAGGAAUUUCUUACGAGGAGAAGUUGAAGAAGAGCAGGUACUGCAUAUGCCCCAGCGGCCACGAGGUGGCCAGUCCAAGAAUAGUGGAGGCAAUCUAUGCCGAGUGCGUCCCUGUGCUGAUCUCUCAGCGCUACGUGUUGCCUUUCAGUGAUGUUUUGGAUUGGGAGACGUUCUCUGUUCAAGUUUCUGUGAGUGAAAUACCAGAGCUGAAGAACAUCUUGUUGGGAAUAUCAGAGGGAAGAUAUUUGAGACUGCUAGAGGGAGUGAAGAUGGUACAAAAGCAUUUUGUGGUCAAUGAUCCUCCAAAGAGAUAUGAUAUGUUUCAUAUGAUUCUUCAUUCUAUUUGGCUUAGGAGAUUGAAUGUUAAGAUAAAUAAUACUAUAGUUAAUGAUUGAUCACAAUUAUAGUACAAUUUUUUAGAACUUUUUGUUAUUAAAACUUAACAGAUAUAAGCAUUAAUUCACUUCAAUAAUCAAACAACAAUCAUAAAUAA